UACACCACCAGCAUCGAUCAGGUAGCAGGAGCAAUGAUAGGGUUUUCCUCUCCAUGUGGCGCAUGCAAGUUCCUUCGGAGGAAGUGCGUGAGUGGGUGUGUCUUCGCCCCACACUUCUGCCAUGAGCAAGGGGCUGCACAUUUUGGCACCAUCCAUAAGGUCUUUGGUGCAAGCAAUGUCUCAAAGCUCCUCACGGGCCUCCCGUCAAUAGACCGCCGCAAGGCUGCAGCCACCAUCUCCUACGAGGCACAGGCCAGGCUACAUGAUCCUGUAUAUGGUUGCGUCGCGCACAUAUUUGCUCUGCAGCAGCAGGCUGUGAAUCUGCAAGCACAGUUGGAGUCACUAAAGGCUCAGGCACCACAAGGGUACACAAAUACUUGUUCCGUAUCAAGCCCUGAAGAAGACAGUAUUAAGGCCAAGGUUAUGGCUUACCAGAAAGGGGAAGCUAGGAUGCCACGGCCAGCAGAAUUAUGCCCCGCUGUAAAGAGUGAGAGCGAGAGCUACUUCGGAAAUGACCUUAUGACCUGUACUUCCAUGCAAUCUUCUCAGGAUUACAACAUUUCACAUGUAUACACUCCUGACUAUACAGCCCCGUUUAACGAUGAGGGUAUCCACAGUAGCACCAUGCUUCCCGUUGAUAUCCAGGAAUAUCUGCAAGAUAAUGGGAAUUAUUGGCACUGA
Molecule: messenger RNA, 681 nt
Organism: Triticum aestivum (bread wheat)
Lineage: Eukaryota; Viridiplantae; Streptophyta; Magnoliopsida; Poales; Poaceae
Product: LOB domain-containing protein CRL1
Exons: 2
Coding region: 34-681 (215 amino acids)
Biological process (GO): positive regulation of DNA-templated transcription; hormone-mediated signaling pathway
Cellular component (GO): nucleus
Source: RefSeq, a predicted model, not a curated record